GUAAUUGUUCGGCUGUGCGUUGUUUGUACGCUGGUGGCUAAAAGUCAGCUAAUGUGUUAGAGUUGGUGGCGUUGGGCAUUUUUAAGUAUCGGGUUUUUACGUUGUUGGUUAACUAUUUAAACGGUGUUAACCCACUGAAAGAAACACCCUCUAAUAGCUUAAUUUUCGUCGCUAUUUGUAGUAGAAGAUUAUUUAGCCAUCUGGCUAGGAGGCUAACAGGGACCACAAUGGAGGGCAGCGCCAGCGUGAGGAAAGCACUGUCCGGGACUCUCGUCCCUUUGGCGGUCUCAACAGUGGCUCUUCAACAGCAACCAGAGGAUGAGGAGAAGGGAACGCUGAAGAGAAACGUCCUGGAUGAGGAGGAAUACAUUGAGAGCUUAGAGAAAAUUAUCCAGAGGGACUUUUUCCCAGAUGUGACAAAGCUGCAGGCACAGAAGGAAUAUCUUGAAGCAGAGGAAAAUGGAGACCUGGAGAGGAUGAGAGAAAUUUCCAUCCGAUACGGAUCUUCGUUGACAAAAUCUACACCGCAGUCUUCUGCACCAUAUGUGACGCCUGCUAGCUUUGAAACACCAGUGGGCCAGUUGGGAUCCCCUGCUUCCACUUAUUCUGCUAAAGCUGUAGAUGGAGAGAAGAGGGCUGACGACACAGAAGAACAAAAUCUGCCCAGCCUGGACCGCUUCCUCGCUAAGAAUACCAGUGAGGAUAAUGCAUCCUUUGAACAGAUAAUGGAUCUGGCAAAAGACAAGGAGAAACUGAAGCAUGCCUGGUUGUAUGAGGCUGAAGCUGAAUUCAAACAGCGUCAUGAGCAGAACCUUGCCUUACCAUCAGUAGAGAAGGCAGCACUCGAAUGCACCAAAGCUGGACUGGAGACCUGGGAGUACAAAGCCAAGAAUGCCUUGAUGUAUUAUCCAGAGGGUGUUAAAGAUGAUGAUGCCAUCUUCAAGAAACCAAGGGAGGUGGUUCACAAGAACACUCGCUUUGUUGGAGACCCAUUCAGCAAAGCUCUCAACAAGAGCCAGAUUCAGCAGGCAGCAGCUCUCAAUGCACAGUUCAAACAGGGUAAAGUAGGUCCUGAUGGGAAAGAGCUUAUCCCACAUGAAUCCCCAUCAAUGAAUGGAUAUGGUUACGUAAAAACUCCUUCACCUGCACCUGGUGUAGCUGAGUCACCUCUGAUGACCUGGGGUGAGAUCGAGAGCACACCAUUUCGUCUGGAUGGAUCAGACACCCCGUAUGUUGAGAGGAAUCAUGGACCUUCUUUUAAGAUCCCAGAACCAGGGAGACGAGAAAGGCUUGGUUUAAAGAUGGCCAACGAGGCUGCCGCUAAGAACCGUGCAAAGAAACAGGAAGCGUUACGAAAAGUCACAGAGAACCUUGCAAGCCUGACGCCUAAAGGUUUGAGCCCGGCCCUUUCGCCUGCCCUGCAACGGCUCGUAAAUCGGACUUCCAGCAAAUACACAGACAAAGCACUGCGAGCAAGUUACACCCCAUCACCCUCACACAGACUCGCUGCAUGCAAGUCUCCCUUCGGGGGCCCGGCGACUCCUUCGGGAACGCCAACGCCAAACAAAGCAAAGACUCCAAAUUCUCAGGACGUCACGUCGCUCACAGACAAUCUGCUGCAGCUUCCCAAAAGACGGAAAGCAUCGGACUUUUUCUAAGAGCAGCACCUCUCUGCUUGGAUUGUACAAAAAAAAGACUUAACAUAUACAUUAAAGAGCACAUCAUUUUGCUGGAGGACUGGAAAAAGAAAUAAAUGGUGGAGUAGAGACUAUAAAAACUUUAUGCACUAAAAUGCAACAAAGGUCAUUGUAGGUCCAAGAGAAAUAAUUUGAAUGUCUGAAUUCUAUUUUGAUUUUAUUGUCUUUAUCUCGCAUACAAGGGUUUUUGUUUGUUGUUUUUUUUUGGGUUUUUUUAAACAGCUCCUGCUACUCUAACAGACUGACAUUCUCAACAGACAAUAUUUGCAUAUUUUAAAUCAUUUGUAUUGUCAUUGAACGUUUUUCCCAAAAAAUUCACAGAUAAAUGAGAUGACAUUUCAGAGUUUCUCUGCUUCACAGGAAUUAAUCAGGACAGGAACAGGAAUCUCCGGCUGCCGUGUUUCCAAAUGGGAGAAGAAAAUGUGUUUUAUUAAAGCUUGAGCCUGCUCUCACCAUCAUAAAGAUGUAGAACCCUUUCCUAAACUUUCUAAAUGUAAAAUAUACCUUUUGGGGCUAAAAUCUGUGUUUGCAAUCAGAUAAUGAAUUGUCAGCCGUAUAGUUUUGUUCUCCCAUCUGUUGGUGCUAAAGGAGUUGGGUCAGGGUCCAAAUAAAAAGACCUGUCAUGCUUUUAUGUUUUCAAAUGCUCCAGUUUGCCUUCAGUCUGGUUUGCUGUCAGAACUGAUGGUAAAGAGGCCCCUUUUUUUUUUUUUUUUUUUAACUUGCCACAGAUUUAAAGUGUCACCCUGUCAGUUGUGUGCAUCCUAGUUAAAGUUAACAUUUUAUUUGAUCUAAGUAUGUUUUAUCUCAAAGAAAAAGGUGCUUGUGUAGAGUUGCCACACACUUUUCAUGUCCAUAUGUCCAUUUAAAGAAUGAUUGGCCUGACUAAAAAAAUAUAUAUUUUUCCAAUGUUAGAGAUUCCUUUCUUGUGCAGGACAGCACUAAGACAUGGCAGAGACAAUAUUUACAUUUAAAAUAAAUAAAGCCAAUACGAAACUUCAGUCAAGUAGUUAUGAAAGCUUGUCAACGUUUUAAGUUGCUAUCUCAAAGUUUUGAUUACAGAUGGCAAAAAAAGUUUUGGGUUUUUUGUUCAGUGGUGGAAAGGAGCUUCCAUAAGUAGGUGUCAUCUGACAAUACAGCUAUUUUCGUACAAAGGUCUCACCUGUUUCCUCUUACCUCCAUUUUUUGAUAGAGGUAAGGGUGAAUAAUAAAACAUUAUUGUUUCAGCUGAA
Molecule: messenger RNA, 2926 nt
Organism: Maylandia zebra (zebra mbuna)
Lineage: Eukaryota; Metazoa; Chordata; Actinopteri; Cichliformes; Cichlidae
Gene: ess2
Product: ess-2 spliceosome associated protein
Cellular component (GO): catalytic step 2 spliceosome
Source: RefSeq, a predicted model, not a curated record